Molecule: messenger RNA, 2204 nt
Organism: Rana temporaria (common frog)
Lineage: Eukaryota; Metazoa; Chordata; Amphibia; Anura; Ranidae
Gene: STAM
Product: signal transducing adaptor molecule
Exons: 14
Coding region: 310-1902 (530 amino acids)
Biological process (GO): protein transport to vacuole involved in ubiquitin-dependent protein catabolic process via the multivesicular body sorting pathway
Cellular component (GO): ESCRT-0 complex
Molecular function (GO): phosphatidylinositol binding; ubiquitin binding
Source: RefSeq, a predicted model, not a curated record
GAGGGAGCGUCAUCAAAUUCCUGUCCCAGCAUCAGCCCAGGGAGCCGCUGACAAGCUCCUCUCCUCAUCUCCUUUGUCUCACCUCCCCUCUAUAAUUAAUAAGAGGGGACAGCCCGGCGCCGCUGACUUUUUUUUUUUUUUGUCCUGGUGGAGACAGGCAAUGGAAUAGACAGCCUUAUUUCCCGGCAUGCUCAGUGGCCCAGGCAGCUGUGUGGCCCCUCUGAGGAGCUGAUGCUCAGACAGGCAGGAGAGUGAUCAGCAGCAAUUCCCGGACUCAGCAUCCUGAGGAGACCCUCCAAUCCCACAGACAUGCCGCUCUUCACCUCCAACCCCUUCGAGCCUGAUGUGGAGAAAGCUACAAGUGAGUUGAACACGGCUGAAGACUGGAGUCUGAUCCUGGACUUGUGUGAUAAGGUCGGGCAGUCACGCACGGGGCCUAAAGACUGUCUGCGCUCUAUUAUGAGAAGAGUGAACCAUAAAGACCCACAUGUAGCAAUGCAAGCACUAACGCUGCUCGGAGCCUGCGUGUCCAACUGUGGGAAGAUCUUUCACUUAGAAGUGUGUUCAAGAGACUUUGCAAGUGAAGUCAGCAGUGUGUUAAAUAAGGGACACCCUAAAGUCUGUGAAAAAUUAAAAGCGCUAAUGGUGGAAUGGGCUGAGGAAUUCAAGAACGACCCACAGCUUAGUCUAAUUUCCGCUAUGAUCAAAAACCUCAAGGAACAAGGGGUCACCUUUCCGGCUAUUGGAUCCCAGGCAGCAGAACAGGCUAAAGCCAGCCCUGCUCUAGUGACGAAGGACCCAGGAACGGUGGCUACAAAGAAAGAGGAAGAAGACCUCGCCAAAGCCAUUGAAUUGUCUCUAAAAGAACAGAAGCAGCAAAGCACAGUGUCUAGUCUCUACCCAAGUACGAGCUUCCUGACAAAUCACAAAUCGGAAGGAAGAAAAGUGCGAGCCAUCUAUGAUUUUGAAGCUGUAGAGGACAAUGAAUUGACAUUUAAGGCAGGAGAGAUUGUUACUGUGUUGGAUGACAGUGACCCCAACUGGUGGAAGGGGGAGACUAACGAAGCGAUUGGGUUAUUUCCCUCCAACUUUGUCACAGCAGACCUCACAGCAGAACCGGAGAUGAUGAAGACAGAGAAGAAAACAGUUCAGUUCAAUGAUGAAGUACAAGUGGAAACUAUAGAACCAGAGCCUGAGCCUGUCUAUAUAGAUGAGGAUAAAAUGGAUCAUUUGCUGCAGAUGCUACAGAGCAUAGAUCCAGCUGAUGGUUUGCCAGACCCGGCAGAUCUUGUACAUCUGGAAGCUGCUUGCCACCAGAUGGGACCAUUGAUUGAUGAAAAACUUGAAGAUAUUGACAGGAAGCACUCUGAACUAUCAGAACUAAAUGUGAAAGUCAUGGAAGCACUUUCUUUAUACACAAAAUUAAUGAAUGAAGACCCCAUGUAUUCAAUGUAUGCCAAGAUGCAGAACCAGCAGUACUACAUGCCGCCAGCAGGGGCUGCUCCACAGCAGGCAUAUCAAGGCCAACAUCCGAAUGCCACCUAUCUUGUCACCGGAAAUACACAGAUGGGCCACGUUCAGACCUACUCUAUUCCUACAGAACAACUUCCGUCUCUAAGCCAAACGGCGGCUCCACAUCCUGCAGCCUCUGAGCUGGCCAGCCAGUCUCCGCAAGCUUCCUAUAAAGCCACAGUGGUCGGUUCCAGUACAGCAAGCACAUACAUGAACCCAGCUGCUGGUUAUAGCGCCAACCCUGCCCCCAUUGCUGGAGAUCUCACCAUUUAUCAGACUGGUACCAGUAUGUCCCAGGUCCCAAAUUACACACUACCCCCUGCAGCGCUAUCUCCACCCACAGCCCGCCAAGAUCAACAACAGACUUACCAACAGAAAGCUCUUCUAUAGGUCCUAGAAUCCUGGACUUUAUAUAUUAGCCCUAGCACCUAUAUAAUACCUGUAAGUAAUGUGACCUCAUUCUUUGUUAAAGUGCACCUGUCACUUUGUAGCAGAUAUAAUGCUCUUAAGAAAAAGUUAGAUGACACUUCUCAGUACUGUAAAGGUUUUAGUGUAUUUUUAAAGGGAAACGUUCUGACUCUACUUUUUGUUUUUAAGGCCUUCUAUUUAAUUUUUUUUAUAAUUUCUUCUCAGUGCUACUUGUUACACAUCUGCUAUGCAUAAUAAUGUAAUGUAUCCUUUACCAAAAUCUG